AUGGCUUACGAGACCAGCAUCGACGAUGAAGGCAUGGGCAUCACCGACACAGAGGAAUCGAACACCAACGCAAAGGAAUACAUCGAUGGCAUACCCGUCACUGUCGAAUCCCCUGCAAAAGAUGCUGUCGCCGAGCACCACGCACCCACCAGCCACCACCGAGACUCGCUCACCAUGGAAGGAGACGAAAGCAGAGAAGCUGAGGAAGAACCAAAACGAGACCCGACGAUUUUCUCACCUUGA
Molecule: messenger RNA, 243 nt
Organism: Miscanthus lutarioriparius
Lineage: Eukaryota; Viridiplantae; Streptophyta; Magnoliopsida; Poales; Poaceae
Source: the annotation of a GenBank genome assembly